CUGGAGUUAAAAAACAGGUGACGAACAUGAAGUAGCCUAGAAUAGUUCAAGUUUUGCCGUGCUUCUAACUAAAAAAUAUUAAUUUUCUUUCAAGCAACCAAUCUUAUUUUACAGUAGCCUAUAGAUCCUGCCAUAUUAUAAUUAGAGAAUAGGACCUUACAGACUAGUCGUGGAACCGACUGUCUUAUUUUUGCUUAAAUUAAAUUCAGGCUAGGCUUUUCAUUUAUCCUUUUAUCCAUUUAUCGUUUUACAGCGAAAUGAAGUGUUCUCAAUGUCAAACGCUGAACUGCGAGGAGGGACUGCAGCUUUGUUGUAAAUGUCGAACAUUCGCCGAGAAAGAAGUAUCACACGUCUCAGGAAUGGGCAGUCUUAAAGAUUUCGCUUUCGACCGAGGAAGAAGUGAACCAGCUGUAGACUCUGCUCUUAAAUACCUCUCAGAUGAAGAGGACUUUGUUGAUGCCAGCGAUUCAGUACCUGAUUUGUACAGUAAGCAAGAAGAUGCAUCACAGUCAUCAGAAGCUGGUUGUCAAGGAGACACAAAUCCACAGCCGACUGAUGAUGGCCCUUUUCCAAGAGAGAUUACAGUUCACCAUAUAAGCACUGACUGUGUUUCCUUGGGAUGGGACUCCCCAGAACCCUCUAUGAAAUGGUCCUAUGAGGUGACCCUCUCCAGCUGUGGACAGAAGGAGAGUCUCCGUGAACAAGACUCCAACACUGCUGACUUUGAGGGCUUACGCCCAGGCACAGAGUACAUCUUCAACGUGGUUUGUGUUUCUGAAAGUGGAGUUCGGAGCAAAGCCGUCACAUUAUCCUGUUACACAAUGCCCAUGCCUCCAGAGAAAUUGCGGAUUGAUCACGUUAGCAGUGACUCAGUGUGUCUCAGUUGGCACCAUCCAGAUGGUGAAGUUGGGGAGUAUCAUGUGACCUGUUCCAGAGAUGGGGAAGGCACCAGAGAGGAGACAACAGCCUCAAACAGCCUGACCUUCUCCAGUCUGAGACCAGGUGUGAAGUACACCUUUAGGGCCUCAACUCUCCUGAAAACCGGACCCAAGAGCCAGUUUGUGGCGGUAUAUGUCCACACAAAAACCGUCUUGGAGAGCCUACUGCUGGACUUGGGUUUGGACUUCAUAGAGAAACUUACCUUGAGCACAGUGCUGCAGAUAAAUGAGAAGACCAUCUCUGGAGAACCAGCUCAUUCUCUCACAGACCUUCCAUGGUAUUUCCUGAAAAGGUUAAUGAUGGUUAAUGUUACAGCUAGGAGUGGAAAGUGUGUCACCUCUGUGGAUGAGGCUAAUUGUGAUGCUUCAUUCUGUAGUAGUGACUUUGAUUUAGAGAGUUUGGUUGGCAACCUGGACGUGAAAAACAUGGUGAACCCUUUAGAUAUUGUCACUGCUCUCUUUCUGUCCUCUAAUGGUUUCCUGCAGCAAGAGAUGACCUUGAAAAUGUCCAUGUGUCAGUUUUCAGUGCCACUGUUGCUUCCAAACUGUGACUCAGAUCAGUGCACAUUCAUGCUCUGGGCUCUGCGGGACAUUGUUAAAAAGUACAGACCUCAUUCUCUAAAUGACCCAAAAGGAUUUGUCGAAAACAGGGUUGUGCUUUCAGACCUUCCUAUGGUGUCUUUUGUCAGACUGGGUGACUGCUCCAUGUCCAAGUCGCAGAUUUUAAACAAACUUCUAAGCAACCCCCAACAGUAUCACGACACAUUUGUUCACCACGAUAUGGAAUGUGGCGAUAGUCCAAGAAGGAUAUCAAAUGGAUUGGUUGAAAUCAGUUGGUACCUCCCUUGUGGGAACAAAAACAUAGACAUAUUUGGUGAACCUGUUGCUGUAGCCAACCUUCGAGGUGACAUCGGUACCUUCGAGACACAAUACUCCUUCCUGUGUCAGACCUCAGCGGCGGUUUUUGUUUUCUUUGACAACUUGGACUAUUCACUACUGACCAGUCAACACACGAAGGCACAGCUCUUCUUGGUAGGGAACCCUCAGAGUCCAAACUUCAACGUUGAUGUUUUGAAGAAAACUGCCUCCGGGCUGAACCUGAAAAAGAACAACAUAAUCCUCAAGACCAAACAGAUGAACGAUGCAGAUUUUGUCAAAAACCUACGAAACACAGUUAGUGAUGUGAUUAAGACCUGCAAAUUCAAGAUGCAGCUGGAAAAGAUGUCCGAUGUGGCCCACGAGCUUGGAAUCCUGGUGGAUGAAGACUGCCAGGAAUGUCAGACUGCCAAGCAAAAUGCGUUUGCCAUCACUUCAAACAUAAAGGACACAUUUCUGUACAAAGAAAGUCAACUACCCUUGCAAGGACAGAUAUGGAAAGAGCUAGCUCGUUUGGAAAAAGAAGAAUGCAGACUGAGGAAAGCUGGUGAUAAAAACAUUGAGAUGUACAAGAGUGAGCUCCAAACGAAGAAAACAUUACUCAGGAAAAAACAGGCUGAAUGUGACAUGUCUGAUGCAAUGACCUGCUUCAUCAAUGCCAUAUCAACACCUGGAUUAGAAAGGUCCUAUUUCUUGAAAUGGAUGCGAAUGAACCUUGACAAUCUGUCCCGAGAAAGCCUCAGUGGUCUUAGGGAGCAGUAUAAAGACAAAUGUCAAAACUCCUCUGAAAACAAAGAAGAUAUCAAAGCUCUUGACAAACAGAUUUCAAACAGUUCCCUAGGAACUGAACAUUUUCUCCGUGAAAUGGGUCAGCUCUAUGAAUCUUCAGUCUCACUCCCAGAGGGUGAGGUAUCACGGCAACAACUUCUUCAUCUUCCCAAGCUAUGUGCAGAGUUACUCCUGGAUGGAUAUCCCCUGGAACUGGUGGACGGAGAUGCAUCCAACAUACCACUGAGAUGGGUGACUGAUGUUCUACAUGAACUUGAUGCCUUGGUGAAGCCAAAGAACAAGAUCAUGGUGAUCACGGUUCUAGGAGUCCAGAGUACAGGGAAAUCCACUCUCCUCAACACCAUGUUUGGGGUCCAGUUUGCAGUCAGUAGUGGAAGAUGCACAAGAGGGGCCUUUAUGCUGCUCAUCAAGGUUAAAGAAGACUUCAAAAAGCAACUUGAUUGUGAUUUUGUAGUGAUCAUUGACACAGAGGGUCUCAAGUCACCAGAGCUUGCACAGCUAGAUGAUAGCCACGAGCAUGACAAUGAGCUAGCUACGCUUGUGAUUGGGCUAAGUGACAUCACAAUUAUCAAUAUUGCCAUGGAGAACUCGACAGAGAUGAAGGAUAUCUUGCAGAUAGUGGUCCACGCUUUCCUUAGGAUGAAAGAAGUGGGAAAAAAGCCCAAGUGUCAGUUUGUGCAUCAGAACGUGUCGGAUGUCUCUGCACAUGACAAGAACAUGAGAGACAGGAAAUUGCUGUUGGAGCAGUUGAAUGAAAUGACCCAAGCAGCAGCCAUGAUGGAAAACAAAGAGGGUAACAAGAACUUCACUGAUGUGAUGGAGUACAAUCCAGAAACAGGCAACUGGUACAUCCCAGGACUCUGGCAUGGAAACCCACCAAUGGCGCCAGUCAAUGCAGGGUACAGUGAAACUGUCUAUGAGUUCAAAAGAAACAUAGUCCAAGCAUUAAGAGAAUGUAAAACUUCGGGCAAUAACAUCAUGGACUUUCUGGAGUGGACUAAGAGCUUGUGGAAUUCUGUGAAGUAUGAGAACUUCAUCUUUAGCUUCAGAAACAGCCUUGUGGCUGAUGCGUAUAUGAGGUUGUGCACGGAAUUCAAUAAAUGGGAUUGGUCAUUCAAAAAGCACAUGUACACAUGGGUUACUAACGCUGAAACGAGGAUCUCAAACCAUGGAACAAUCAUGAAUGAUUCUCAAACAUCAGACAUUCAAGACUUCCUUGCCAACCUGAAAAGUGAAGCCUCCACAGAGCUUUCUAACUGGGAGAAAACUAUUCUUGACAACUUGACCAAGUACUAUGAGCAAACAGAAGGCCAUGUGUAUCUAGUUGAGGCGUACAGAGAAGACUUCUCAAACACUGCGAAGAGUCUACGAAGAGAAAUGGGGAACUCUGUAAUUAAUCAACUGGAAGCAGCUGUUGAAAUAAGACGAGGAAUGAGCAAUCUUGAAGCAAUCAAGAAAAGCCACACAGCCAAACUUGAAGAGAAAGUGUUGGCUCUGAUUAAAGACUGUAAAAAAAGCAAGAAAAACAAGUCAGAUGAAGAGCUUGACAAAGAUUUUGACAACAUGUGGGAUAUAACUGUACGUGAGUUAUCCUUCAAGAAAUUAAGUCCAAAAAACAUUGGUGAAAGUGUGUCUAAGGCACUUCGCUUAAAUUUGCAACAGAAAGGAAGUUCAGUACAUCAGAAAAUACAUCACUCAAAUUUGAAUCAAUGUGGAUUAAGUCCAUUCAAAGUUCCUGAAAACCUAUUUGAUCAAUGCAAAAAUGCAUUUAACAAUUUCUUUUACAAUAAAGAUUAUAUCCGUGAGACCCAAGUACUUGCAGACAGCAUCAUAGAUGCUUGCACCCUGUUAGUUGAAAAAGAAUUACAGCAUUCCAAUUACCAUGACAACUACAUCCAGGAGGUCCUACACGUGAUAGAUGAUAGAUUGUAUGCUAGUAGAAAUCUUAAGACUAAUGCAAAUUUUGAAGUCUAUUUAAAGCUCCAUAUUUGUGGAAAUGCAUCAAGGUCAUUUCAGAAGAUGCAUGAACAUUUCAUAGAAGUGAAUGACCCUUGCAGAUGCUUACAUCAGUACAAAGACAAGUACCGUGCUGACUUCAAAGACCUGUUCAACAAACGAGACCAAUGUCAAAAAAAAGCGGAUGAAUUUACACUUUUAUGCCUCAAACCUGCUGUGGAAGCCAGUGUCAAAGAAUCCCUGGGUAUAGAUAUUGUGGAUGAAAUGCUGACUGGGAAAGAUUCCCUUCAGUUCAGCACUCGAUCUUUUUUUCAGUAUUCAAUCUUGAAAGAUUUGCUGUCCAAAUCCAUAUUUGAGAACUAUGUCAGCUAUAUUUCCACCUAUGAAAACUUUGUCAAGAAGUGGAUACUUGAUCAAAUCAAAAAACGCUUUUCAAAAGGGUCUAAAAUGUAUGAAUUGGAAGAACGACAUGUGAAAGCAAAUGUCAAGAAAAUAACAGAGGCCAUCACAAAGGCUCAAACAGACAAAAACAACAAUUUGGGAACAUUUGUUCAGAAUAUCUACAAGGAGCUUGAAAACACAUUGGUUAUUCCCAAAGAUGCUUUAAGUGCCUUCAUGAUCCUCAAUAAUGCCAACCAUGAGCAGUUUGCUGAUUGGCUGACAACAUCUGUUAAUGAAAUGGGGAAAACACUGAGUGAAAAAUUUCAAAAUGACGAUGACAUCGAGAAGAAACUGAAAAAACUGCGGAUUAAGCCACAGAAUGAGUUGUUCACCAGAGUGUUUGGAUGUGGUGAACAAUGUCCAUUUUGUAAAGCACCAUGUGAGGCAGGUGGACAAGCCCAUACAGACCAUCAUGCUUCAAUACACAGGCCCGAGGGUCUUGGUCAGUACAGGUGGAGUGACUCAACAAAACUAGUGACUGAUAUAUGCACUUCUCUUGUGUACAGCGACAAAGAGUUCAUCUGCUUCCAUACAAAUGGAAAAAGUCACCCUUUUAAAACGUACAGAGAAAUUUUCCCCAAUUGGCAAAUUCCUGCAGAUUCAAGCAUCCAGGCCUCAGACUACUGGAAAUAUGUGAUGGCUCAGUUCAACAAGCAGUUUGCCAAAGAGUACGAUGCCUUACCUGCAGAUAUCCCCACAACUUGGAAAAUCAUCACAAAGGACCAGGCAGAAAAUAGCCUCAAAGAGUCUUUUAGCAUGAAGUAACAGGCUCUACCUGCCUCAACGAGAGAGUCUCAUAAUAUUUUUUACACAACUUCAAAGACAGUGGCCUCUACAUUGUUUAGUUUAAACUCAUGGCCAGAAUUUAGAGAUACUUUAAUAAUAAGGCGACAUCUCGGAUGUUAUAGUUAUGGCAUGUACUGUACUUCAUGGAUUGUAUUACACUACAUGAGUUGAAUGUGUGAAUCAGACUGGAUUAUCAUCGUCAUGGAUACCCAUGCCGUCAUAUUGAAGGGUUUGCCUUUUUGAGCCAAAAUUGGUUGGCCGAUUUUUUUUGUAUUCAACCAACUAGAUGAUGGAUUAGUAAUGUGUACUCAUUUAGUGGAUGUUCUUAAUAACCAUGUAUUGUAUUUGAGGUAACUAAGCAUAUGUAGUCUAUUAUAUGAAUUCAAAUAUCGCACUAAUAACUGGAUGUUUUGUAGUUGGUUGUACUGAUGGUUGACCCUGCUUUAAACCCAAAAAAUGUUUAUUUGUUUAUGAUUGUUUUGCAUGGAUUAUUUAACAUGUAUCAAUGUGGUUUAAGUUCUUUAUAUCCACUUGUAAAAUAAUUCAAAUACCACACUCGUAACAAACAUUCUACUGGUGUUCAGCCUUCUUGGUAUAAACCGAAAUUUUACUUUUGUUUCUUUCAUUUUUUUCUUCUAAAGACAGAUUAUCUGAUUGUGCCUUAAUGUGGUGGAGUCUUUUUACAGCCACUUCCAUUCAAUGUAAUCAAGCAUUCGUAGUCCACUAUGUAACGUGAUUCAGGAUACGGUGAGAUGCAAAUACAGUGUAUGUAACUCUUAAAGGAAACCUGCAUCCCACACAAGGAAAACAUCAAAUGUUAUUUUCAUCUAUAUGAUUCUAAUGUUUCCGUCUGAUAAUUUGUAAUAUUCAGAAGAUACUUUGAACUGAAAAGCUUCCAUAUACCAUGUUUUAACGUUGCAGAAGAUGAAUAAAGAGUCAAAGUCACCAACCUA
This is a messenger RNA of Hypomesus transpacificus, 6739 nucleotides long. Its product is annotated as interferon-induced very large GTPase 1. The transcript is spliced from 6 exons. Bases 258 to 5765 code for a protein of 1835 amino acids. Gene Ontology annotation, molecular function: GTP binding; protein binding. NCBI's taxonomy places the organism in Eukaryota, Metazoa, Chordata, Actinopteri, Osmeriformes, Osmeridae. The record is from RefSeq and is a predicted model, not a curated record.